UUGAAUUUGGCCAAGUGCUGUGUGUGCGCGCUGCUCCGUGGACACAGCGGCUGCGGCCGGGUGGCGAGCUGGCGGCGCGGGCGAGCCAGCGCGGGAGGCCCAUGACAGUUGCUCCGUGAGCGGGAGCGGCGCCGGCGACGCGCGGGACCGAUGAGGGCCCGCAGGGAAUGAAGUAUGGAUGUGAAGGAGCGGAGGCCCUACUGCUCCCUCACCAAGAGCAGGCGCGAGAAGGAGCGGCGGCACACCAACUCGUCCGCGGACAACGAGGAGUGCAGGGUGCCCACACAGAAGUCCUACAGCUCCAGCGAGACCCUGAAAGCCUUUGACCACGAUUCCUCCAGGCUGCUCUACGGGAACAGAGUCAAGGACCUGGUUCACCGCGAGGCGGAUGAGUACAGCAGGCAAGGACAGAAUUUUACCCUAAGGCAGUUAGGAGUGUGCGAACCAGCCACUCGAAGAGGCCUGGCGUUUUGUGCGGAGAUGGGGCUGCCCCCCAGGGGGUACUCUCUCAGUGCAGGGUCGGACGCGGACACGGAGAACGAGGCGGUGAUGUCGCCAGAGCACGCCAUGAGACUCUGGGGCCGCGGCGUCAAGUCCGGCCGCAGCUCCUGCUUGUCCAGCCGCUCCAACUCGGCCCUCACCUUGACCGACACGGAGCACGAGAACAAGUCGGACAGCGACAACGAGCAACCUGCAAACAGCCAAGGCCAGCCCACCCUGCAGCCCUUGCCGCCUCCCCAUAAGCAGCACUCCGCUCAGCACCACCCAUCCAUCACCUCUCUCAACAGAAACUCCCUGACGAGUAGGAGGAACCAGAGUCCGGCCCCGCCGGCUGCUUUGCCCGCCGAGCUGCAAACCACACCCGAGUCCGUCCAGCUGCAGGACAGCUGGGUCCUUGGCAGUAAUGUACCACUGGAGAGCAGGCAUUUCCUAUUCAAAACCGGGACAGGGACCACGCCGCUGUUCAGCACCGCGACCCCAGGAUACACGAUGGCUUCUGGCUCUGUCUACUCGCCGCCCACUCGGCCGCUACCCAGAAACACCCUGUCGAGAAGCGCGUUUAAGUUCAAGAAGUCUUCGAAGUACUGCAGCUGGAAGUGCACGGCGCUGUGUGCCGUAGGCGUGUCCGUGCUCCUGGCCGUGCUCCUGUCCUACUUCAUAGCAAUGCACCUAUUUGGCCUCAACUGGCAGCUGCAGCAGACGGAAAAUGACACGUUCGAAAACGGGAAAGUGAAUUCGGACACCAUGCCAACGAACACUGUGUCACUGCCUUCUGGCGACAACGGAAAAUUAAGUGGAUUUACACAAGAAAAUAACACCAUAGAUUCCGGAGAACUUGAUAUUGGCCGAAGAGCAAUUCAAGAGGUUCCUCCCGGGGUCUUCUGGAGAUCACAGCUCUUUAUCGAUCAGCCACAGUUUCUUAAAUUCAAUAUCUCUCUUCAGAAGGACGCAUUGAUCGGCGUGUACGGCCGAAAAGGGCUACCGCCUUCCCACACGCAGUACGACUUCGUCGAGCUCCUGGACGGCAGCAGGUUGAUCGCCAGGGAGCAGCGGAACCUUCUGGAGUCAGAAAGAGCCGGGCGGCAGGCACGGUCUGUCAGCCUCCACGAGGCCGGCUUCAUCCAGUACUUGGACUCCGGAAUCUGGCACCUGGCCUUUUACAACGACGGGAAAAAUGCGGAGCAGGUGUCUUUCAACACCAUCGUCAUAGAGUCUGUGGUGGAGUGCCCCCGGAAUUGCCAUGGAAAUGGAGAGUGUGUUUCUGGAACUUGCCAUUGUUUUCCGGGAUUUCUGGGUCCAGAUUGUUCCAGAGCCGCCUGUCCCGUCCUGUGCAGCGGCAACGGGCAGUACUCGAAGGGGCGCUGCCUGUGCUUCAGCGGCUGGAAGGGCACGGAGUGCGACGUGCCGACCACGCAGUGCAUCGACCCGCAGUGCGGGGGCCGGGGGAUCUGCAUCAUGGGCUCCUGCGCUUGCCACUCAGGGUACAAAGGAGAGAACUGUGAGGAAGCUGACUGCCUGGACCCCGGCUGUUCGAACCACGGGGUGUGCAUCCACGGGGAAUGCCACUGCAGCCCAGGCUGGGGCGGCAGCAACUGCGAAAUCCUGAAGACCAUGUGUCCGGACCAGUGCUCUGGCCACGGGACGUACCUUCAGGAAAGCGGCUCCUGCACUUGUGACCCUAACUGGACUGGCCCGGACUGCUCCAAUGAGAUAUGCUCCGUGGACUGCGGCUCGCACGGCGUGUGCAUGGGCGGCACGUGUCGCUGCGAGGAGGGCUGGACCGGCCCGGCGUGCAGCCAGAGGGCCUGCCACCCGCGCUGUGCGGAGCACGGGACCUGCAAGGACGGCAAGUGCGAAUGCAGCCAGGGCUGGAACGGCGAGCACUGCACCAUCGCUCACUAUUUGGAUAAGAUAGUUAAAGACAAGAUAGGAUAUAAAGAGGGCUGCCCGGGUCUGUGCAACAGCAACGGCAGGUGCACGCUGGACCAGAACGGCUGGCACUGCGUCUGCCAGCCGGGGUGGAGAGGAGCGGGCUGCGACGUGGCCAUGGAGACCCUGUGCACGGACAGCAAGGACAACGAAGGAGAUGGACUGGUCGACUGCAUGGACCCUGAUUGCUGUUUACAGAGCUCCUGCCAGAAUCAGCCCUACUGCCGUGGACUGCCCGACCCGCAGGACAUCAUUAGCCAAAGCCUACAAUCCCCGUCUCAGCAAGCUGCCAAAUCCUUCUACGACCGAAUCAGCUUUCUUAUAGGAUCCGAUAGCACCCACGUUAUACCCGGAGAGAGUCCUUUCAAUAAGAGCCUCGCGUCCGUCAUCAGAGGCCAAGUACUCACUGCCGAUGGGACCCCGCUUAUUGGAGUCAAUGUCUCCUUUUUCCAUUACCCAGAGUAUGGAUAUACCAUCACCCGGCAGGAUGGCAUGUUUGACUUGGUGGCGAACGGUGGGGCCUCUCUAACCCUGGUGUUCGAACGGGCGCCGUUCCUCACGCAGUAUCACACUGUGUGGAUUCCCUGGAAUGUCUUUUACGUGAUGGACACUCUCGUCAUGAAGAAAGAAGAGAACGACAUCCCCAGCUGUGACCUGAGCGGGUUCGUGAGGCCGAACCCUAUCAUCGUGUCAUCGCCCUUGUCCACCUUCUUCAGAUCUUCCCCGGAAGACAGCCCCAUCAUUCCUGAAACACAGGUGCUGCAUGAAGAGACCGCCAUCCCAGGGACAGACCUGAAACUGUCCUACUUGAGCUCCAGAGCCGCCGGGUACAAGUCCGUGCUCAAGGUCACCAUGACCCAGGCCGUCAUACCGUUUAACCUGAUGAAGGUCCACCUCAUGGUGGCUGUGGUCGGGAGACUCUUUCAAAAGUGGUUUCCCGCCUCGCCGAACUUGGCCUACACGUUCAUCUGGGAUAAGACAGAUGCAUAUAACCAGAAGGUCUACGGCCUGUCCGAAGCUGUUGUGUCAGUUGGGUACGAGUACGAGUCCUGCCUGGACCUGACGCUGUGGGAGAAGCGGACCGCCGUCCUGCAAGGCUACGAGCUUGAUGCGUCCAACAUGGGCGGGUGGACACUGGAUAAGCAUCACGUGCUGGACGUCCAGAACGGCAUACUGUACAAGGGAAACGGGGAGAACCAGUUUAUCUCCCAGCAGCCCCCGGUGGUCAGCAGCAUCAUGGGCAACGGGCGGAGGCGCAGCAUCUCGUGCCCAAGUUGCAACGGCCAAGCGGACGGUAACAAACUCUUGGCCCCGGUGGCGUUGGCGUGCGGGAUCGAUGGCAGCCUGUACGUGGGGGAUUUCAACUACGUUCGCCGGAUAUUCCCCUCCGGAAACGUCACGAGUGUCUUAGAACUAAGAAAUAAAGAUUUUAGACAUAGCAGCAACCCAGCCCACCGAUACUACCUCGCCACCGACCCGGUCACGGGAGACUUGUACGUGUCGGACACCAACACCCGCAGGAUUUACCGCCCCAAGUCGCUGACGGGGGCGAAAGACCUGACCAAAAAUGCCGAAGUCGUGGCGGGGACAGGGGAGCAGUGCCUCCCGUUCGACGAAGCCAGAUGCGGGGACGGGGGGAAGGCUGUGGAGGCGACACUCAUGAGUCCCAAAGGAAUGGCGAUUGAUAAAAACGGGUUGAUCUACUUUGUGGAUGGAACCAUGAUCAGAAAAGUCGAUCAAAACGGAAUCAUCUCGACGCUCCUGGGCUCUAACGACCUGACGUCAGCCAGACCUUUAACCUGCGACACGAGCAUGCACAUCAGCCAGGUGCGCCUGGAGUGGCCCACUGACCUCGCCAUUAACCCCAUGGACAACUCCAUCUACGUGCUGGACAACAACGUGGUGCUGCAGAUCACCGAGAACCGGCAGGUGCGCAUCGCCGCUGGGCGGCCCAUGCACUGCCAGGUGCCGGGCGUGGAGUACUCCGUGGGGAAGCACGCGGUGCAGACCACGCUGGAGUCGGCCACCGCCAUCGCCGUGUCCUACAGCGGGGUCCUGUACAUCACGGAGACCGACGAGAAGAAGAUUAACCGCAUCAGGCAGGUCACCACGGACGGGGAGAUCUCCCUGGUCGCCGGCAUACCUUCCGAGUGCGACUGCAAGAACGAUGCCAACUGCGACUGUUACCAGAGCGGCGACGGCUACGCCAAAGACGCCAAGCUCAGCGCGCCCUCGUCGCUGGCGGCGUCCCCCGACGGCACCCUGUACAUCGCGGAUCUAGGAAACAUUCGCAUCCGGGCCGUGUCGAAGAACAAGCCUUUCCUGAACUCCAUGAACUUCUACGAAGUGGCCUCUCCCACCGAUCAGGAACUCUACAUCUUUGACAUCAACGGCACACACCAGUACACCCUGAGCCUGGUCACGGGCGACUACCUGUACAACUUCAGCUACAGCAACGACAACGACAUCACCGCAGUGACCGACAGCAACGGCAACACGCUCAGAAUCAGGCGGGACCCCAAUCGGAUGCCCGUUCGGGUGGUGUCCCCCGACAACCAGGUGAUCUGGCUGACCAUCGGGACCAACGGCUGUCUGAAGAGCAUGACCGCGCAGGGGCUGGAGUUGGUGCUGUUCACCUACCACGGCAACAGCGGCCUCCUGGCCACCAAGAGCGAUGAGACCGGGUGGACGACGUUUUUUGACUACGACAGCGAAGGCCGCCUGACAAACGUCACCUUCCCAACGGGGGUGGUCACGAACCUUCACGGCGACAUGGACAAGGCCAUCACAGUGGACCUCGAGUCAUCCAGCCGGGAGGAGGACGUCAGCAUCACUUCCAAUCUGUCCUCGAUCGAUUCCUUCUACACCAUGGUUCAAGACCAGCUGAGGAGCAGCUUCCAGAUCGGCUACGACGGCUCCCUGCGCGUCAUCUACGCCAGCGGCCUGGACUCGCACUACCAGACCGAGCCGCACGUGCUGGCCGGCACGGCCAACCCCACCGUGGCCAAGAGGAACAUGACGCUCCCCGGGGAGAACGGCCAGAACCUGGUGGAGUGGAGAUUCCGGAAAGAGCAGGCCCAAGGGAAGGUCAACGUCUUCGGUCGGAAGCUCCGGGUUAACGGCAGGAACCUCCUGUCGGUGGACUUCGAUCGCACGACGAAGACGGAGAAGAUCUACGACGACCACCGUAAGUUUCUGCUGAGGAUCGCCUACGACACGUCCGGGCACCCGACCCUCUGGCUGCCGAGCAGCAAGCUGAUGGCCGUCAACGUCACCUACUCAUCCACGGGCCAGAUCGCCAGCAUCCAGCGGGGCACGACCAGCGAGAAAGUAGAUUACGACGGGCAGGGGAGGAUCGUGUCGAGGGUCUUCGCUGACGGUAAAACGUGGAGCUACACGUACUUGGAAAAGUCCAUGGUCCUGCUGCUGCACAGCCAGAGGCAGUACAUCUUCGAGUACGACAUGUGGGACCGGCUGUCGGCCAUCACCAUGCCCAGCGUGGCCCGCCACACCAUGCAGACCAUCCGCUCCAUCGGCUACUACCGCAACAUAUACAACCCCCCCGAGAGCAACGCCUCCGUCAUCACCGACUACAACGAGGAGGGGCUGCUCCUGCAAACGGCGUUCCUGGGCACGAGUCGGAGGGUCCUGUUCAAGUACAGGAGGCAGACCAGGCUCUCGGAGAUCUUGUACGAUAGCACCCGAGUCAGCUUCACCUACGACGAGACGGCGGGAGUCCUGAAAACAGUGAACCUCCAGAGCGACGGUUUCAUUUGCACCAUCAGGUACAGGCAGAUCGGCCCCCUGAUUGACAGGCAGAUCUUCCGCUUCAGCGAGGACGGGAUGGUCAACGCGCGGUUUGACUACAGCUAUGACAACAGCUUUCGCGUGACCAGCAUGCAGGGCGUCAUCAAUGAAACCCCGCUGCCCAUUGACCUCUAUCAGUUCGAUGACAUCUCCGGCAAGGUGGAGCAGUUUGGGAAGUUCGGGGUUAUAUACUACGACAUCAACCAGAUCAUUUCCACGGCGGUCAUGACGUACACGAAGCACUUCGACGCGCACGGCCGCAUCAAGGAGAUUCAGUACGAGAUCUUCAGGUCGCUCAUGUACUGGAUUACCAUCCAAUACGACAACAUGGGCCGGGUGACCAAGAGGGAGAUCAAGAUCGGGCCCUUCGCCAACACGACCAAGUACGCGUACGAGUACGACGUGGACGGGCAGCUGCAGACGGUCUACCUGAACGAGAAGAUCAUGUGGCGCUACAACUACGACCUGAACGGCAACCUGCACCUGCUGAACCCCAGCAGCAGCGCCCGCCUCACCCCGCUCCGCUACGACCUGCGGGACCGCAUCACCCGGCUGGGCGACGUGCAGUACCGGCUGGACGAGGACGGCUUCCUGCGCCAGCGCGGCACCGAGAUCUUCGAGUACAGCUCCAAGGGGCUCCUCACGCGCGUGUACAGCAAGGGCAGCGGCUGGACGGUGAUCUACCGCUACGACGGCCUGGGGAGGCGCGUUUCCAGCAAGACCAGCCUCGGGCAGCACCUGCAGUUCUUCUACGCCGACCUCACGUACCCCACGAGGAUCACGCACGUCUACAACCACUCGAGCUCGGAAAUCACCUCCCUCUACUACGACCUCCAGGGGCACCUCUUUGCCAUGGAGAUCAGCAGCGGGGACGAGUUCUACAUCGCGUCGGACAACACGGGGACCCCGCUGGCCGUCUUCAGCAGCAACGGGCUAAUGCUGAAGCAGAUCCAGUACACCGCGUACGGCGAGAUCUACUUCGACUCCAACGUCGACUUCCAGCUGGUCAUCGGGUUCCACGGGGGCCUGUACGACCCGCUCACGAAAUUAAUCCACUUCGGGGAGAGAGACUAUGACAUUCUGGCAGGGCGGUGGACCACGCCGGACAUAGAGAUCUGGAGGAGAAUCGGGAAGGACCCAGCUCCUUUCAACCUGUACAUGUUCAGGAAUAACAACCCUGCGAGCAAAAUCCACGAUGUGAAAGACUACAUCACAGAUGUUAACAGCUGGCUGGUGACAUUUGGCUUCCAUCUGCACAAUGCUAUUCCUGGAUUCCCGGUUCCCAAAUUUGAUUUAACGGAGCCUUCCUACGAACUUGUGAAGAGUCAGCAGUGGGAUGAUACACCGCCCAUUUUCGGAGUUCAGCAGCAAGUGGCGAGGCAGGCCAAGGCCUUCCUGUCCCUGGGGAAGAUGGCAGAGGUGCAGGUGAACCGGCGCAAGGGUGGCGGCGCGCAGUCGUGGCUGUGGUUUGCCACGGUCAAGUCGCUGAUCGGCAAGGGCGUCAUGCUGGCGGUCAGCCAGGGCCACGUGCAGACCAACGUGCUCAACAUCGCCAACGAGGACUGCAUCAAGGUGGCGGCGGUGCUCAACAACGCCUUCUACCUGGAGAACCUGCACUUCACCAUCGAGGGCAAGGACACGCACUACUUCAUCAAGACCAGCACGCCCGAGAGCGACCUGGGCACGCUGCGGUUGACGAGCGGCCGCAAGGCCCUGGAGAACGGCAUCAACGUGACCGUGUCGCAGUCCACGACCGUGGUCAACGGCAGGACGCGCAGGUUCGCCGACGUGGAGAUGCAGUUCGGCGCGCUGGCGCUGCACGUGCGCUACGGCAUGACGCUGGACGAGGAGAAGGCGCGCAUCCUGGAGCAGGCGCGGCAGCGCGCGCUCGCCCGCGCCUGGGCGCGCGAGCAGCAGCGCGUGCGCGACGGCGAGGAGGGCGCGCGCCUCUGGACGGAGGGCGAGAAGCGGCAGCUGCUGAGCGCGGGCAAGGUGCAGGGCUACGACGGCUACUACGUGCUGUCGGUGGAGCAGUACCCCGAGCUGGCCGACAGCGCCAACAACAUCCAGUUCCUGCGGCAGAGCGAGAUCGGCAAGAGGUAACCCCGCCCCCUCGGGGACGGGGACAGCGGCGGGCGCCGCCGCGGCCCGCGAGCCGAACCCCACUUUGCUCAGAUCUGUCUGUAGCACAAUCCGUCUGGGACUCUCCGACACGGAAGAGCCUUCUGCGAGAAUGAUACCGCUAUUUUAGAAAGAAAAUCCACGGAAGAAAAAACAAAAACAGAACUCCUUUUCUGAAUGACCUUAAAGGUGAUCGGCUUUAAAGAAUAUGUUUACAUAUGCAUAUCGCUGCACUCAGUUGGACUGAAGGUACUAAUAAAAGGAACAAAUAAUAAAAAGAGAGAAAAAAAAAGGCCUAAUCGUUUUGCCCUGGGCCUUCUGUCCCUUUGGGGCACUGUAUUUAACGAGGGUAAAGAUGCCCCAUUGGUUCCAAAUAUUACCGAAUUGUCGACCUUUGCUUACAAAGAAAUAGUGUCUGCAAUAGGAUGUGAUAUAUAGCUCUGUUCAUUUUGCAAUGUGGGGCGAAAUUACAGUUUAUAGACGACCCAUCUGCUUUCCCUGUGCUGCUUUGUAAAAGGACACGGGCACAAGUGACUUCUCCAAGGGGAGAUCGUAAUGCAUUUUACGAUGCUGUCGUGGUUUGCCGGCGGGGGGGGAGGGGGUGGAAAACUGGCAGAUACAACCCUUGUCACUGAUAAGCAAAGGAACCCCUGAUUUUUUUGUAAAUUAUGUGAGACAAGUUGUUUAUGGAUUUUUAUAUGAAUUACAAUUUACUGUACAUCAAAUAUUAGUCUCAGAGGAGUUAAUUUAUGUAAAGUGUUUAAAAAGUUUAUACUUAAAAAUAAAAUGAUAAAAACAUGUGAGCUGUGUGAUUUUUUUAAAGGAUUGCACCUUUUGUUACCUGUUAUAGCUGUACAGUAUAAAUUAUUAUAUUGUAGAGAUAUAACGACUUAUGCCUAUAAUGUCCAGAAGUGUUCAUAUUUUUGUAUUAGGUUGAGAAAUGUGCAGCUUUCUAUCACGAAACGGAUAGACAGUGCAAUCCUAAGUGGGUGGCUAUCCAGAGAAUUGCCUCUUUCUCUUCCUUCUCUUUCCCAUCAGGCCACUGUCCUCAUCAAUAUCAACCAAGAGGCACAGUUAGGAAUCUAAGGCUGGUGAAACGUACUGGGGGUGGGGAGUAGGCAGGAGCCGUUCCAGGUCCCCUCUCCGGGCCCUAGCAGUCAACGGGGAGUUGAUAGAAUUUAACCACAGGGUCUUCACCGUUCCUUGAAGCUCCGUUUCAUGACGGAGGCGAGAGAUCCCAUCAAAUGCUCGGGGAAACUGGGAAGAAAAGCAUCUCCUGUAGUCGUGACCAUGAACACGUGUCUUAAGAUCUAGGGAAGACGGCAGAAACCCAGCAGUGGUGAGAGAGCCAAAUGGAGUAGGUCAGGGUCACUCCGCUAGUCUUGGGUUUGGACCCUGGGGUCACCAAGAGGGACAAAAAGGGGAGAGAUGCUCCUGUGAGCCCACACGCCCCGGCCACCUUGGGAGCUGGUGCGAACGGCAGCCCCUGCUCUGUCGGGGAAGCUGGGGCGCCAUGUCCAGCCGGCAGGGAGUGGCCAGCGGUGCCCUCCUGCGCAUGCGCGCGCGGGGCCCAGCCCAGAGCGUCUACACUUCCGUGCUGGCUCAGCCGCUCUUGCAAAUCUCUUGCGUGAGCACUCGAUUCAGCCACAAAAAAAUAUUUUUAGAAAAUAUUUCUCAGUUCAUUGAGCUAUAGUACACACUGUUUUCCUCUAUGUAUAAUGGUGAUAAAAUAUAGCAAGUGAACAUGUCGUUAAAUAUAAAGGUUCAAGUGAUGUAUUGAAAAUAAUUUUCUAACUGCUUUGUAUGUAUCACAUACUCUAAAUUGCACAGUAGGCGUGUUUAUUAAACAGAUUGGCUGGGAAAGUUUCAAAAUAGCUACUGACUUUACAGUAUCAGUGCUAUUACUGUCUUUGUGUAUUUGGUAGAGCAUACCGAAGUAAUUAAUCUUCUAAUGAAUGCUGAUAUUUUAUUAGAAUGAAAGCACAGAUUAGCAUUAAUAUUUUUUAUCCUGGAAAUCCUUUGGCAAGUAUUAGGAAGCCCAAAUUUAGGAAACGACAAGAUUUCAAACCACAUACACAUGGCUCUGUUUUACGUUUUAUUUUUUAACUGUUAACUUAGGUGUCUGCAGUUCCGUCCGACGGCAUCUCUGCAGGACUGUGUUUAGCAUGCUGUAAGGACUUUUGGUUGAAGUAGGCUCUGGGUCUCAAUUCUCAGCAAUGUUCCUGAUGUAUUGACUAUGAAAAGCUUGUACCCCGUGGCAGAAGUGAAAUGAUAAUCUUACCCUCUUCUCGACACGGACUGGUCCCUUCCACUGGCCCAGAUAACAGAUUUACAGUAUCUCCUGGUGCUCAUUUUAGAUGAAGUCAAAUCAACCCAAUUAGUGUCUUGUUAGUAGGUCUAAUGAGCCUAUUUCUUUCUAAAAAGACUUGUGAUCCGGACAUGCUUUUACGAGAAAUAGUGACCUUGGGGAAUAUGUAAACAAAAGACCUUUUUUUCUAAGAGUUCGGGGUGUGGGGGGACUGUAUAAUGAAAAGAAUUAGCUUACAAAAAAAAAGAAAUUGAUAUUCAAAGUAUUUUAGGCAAAGCCAGUCAAAAUGCUUUCAUGAUAUUUUGAGAUGUAAAUUUUGUCUGAUUUGUAUUGUUCUUUUCAUUUGCCUUCUUAACUUUAUAUGUGACCUGAAUUUUCCAUAACUUGGUGACUAUAGGUUGCAUCUAGGCAUUCCAAUAAAAGCCAACCCAAUG
Messenger RNA from Phyllostomus discolor (pale spear-nosed bat), 11100 nucleotides. It is a transcript of the gene TENM3, whose product is annotated as teneurin transmembrane protein 3. Gene Ontology annotation, biological process: neuron development; heterophilic cell-cell adhesion; signal transduction. Bases 175 to 8340 code for a protein of 2721 amino acids. NCBI's taxonomy places the organism in Eukaryota, Metazoa, Chordata, Mammalia, Chiroptera, Phyllostomidae. Gene Ontology annotation, cellular component: neuron projection; membrane. The record is from RefSeq and is a predicted model, not a curated record. The transcript is spliced from 31 exons. Gene Ontology annotation, molecular function: cell adhesion molecule binding; protein heterodimerization activity; protein homodimerization activity.